AUGUUGCAACCAGCAUAUCCUCAAAGGCCACUUGGAGUAGUGGGAGUCAUUCCAUCAUUAGCACGCCCACCAAUGAUGGCUAUGCGGGGUCCAGUGGUCCCUACAAUCAUUAGGCGACCCAACAAUACAAUAACUCCAGCUGAAAAGCCAAUGACCACAGUUUAUGUUGGCAAGAUAGCAUCAUCAGUGGACAAUGAGUUCAUGCUCUCCCUUUUUUUAGAUCCCACUACUGGGGCUUUGAAGGGCUUUGGUUUUUGUGAAAUUAGGAAUGUUGAAGUAGUUCUGUGUGCUUUAAGGCUUCUGAGUAAAUUAAGUAUUGGUGGUCAGGAGCUCAUGUUGCAAGGUGGGACAAUGAAGGAUAAAAUUAACUGUAUCAAGGGUAUGAAUCAACCUAGCAUCCCAUCCCACAUUUCAUGUAUUUUUCCCUGUGAAAUAGAAUUGUUAGCAAUUCCUUGGUUAUGGCUGCCAUUCUGGAAGUUGGAGAGAACAUGGAACAAAUCAUACUUUGAUUUCUUUUCGAAAAACACUGAUGAAAAACUUAUGGAAAUUGAAGAGGCUGAAAUUGAAUUGGAUCUAAUGCAGAAAGAGCAGUCUAUUGAGGAGUCAUCUAAUGAUGUCACAGAUUGGAGAAAGCUUCCUUUUCUAGCCAGUAACAUUCUUUUUUUGAAUUUAUGA
This is a messenger RNA of Lactuca saligna, 675 nucleotides long. The record is from the annotation of a GenBank genome assembly. NCBI's taxonomy places the organism in Eukaryota, Viridiplantae, Streptophyta, Magnoliopsida, Asterales, Asteraceae.